CUGAAAGCAUCACAGCCAGGGCUCUUGGCACUCGUUACGUCGCUGGGAGCUAAUGAGUCCCCGCCUCCACCGCCUGUUGAGCGGCGGCUCUUCACUCCCAGGAGCCGCAGUGAAGUUCUGGUGAGCUUCACGUUGAGGAUCAAACUUUCGGCAUCUCUCGCCGUCGGCUUGUGUCACACUUUGUACCGGACAGUCUGGGCUACAUUUCAUUCACUUCCCAGCAGCAAUGACGUUCCGGAGGCUGAAGAAGGUGAACUCCAGCGGGGUGGACGGAGGAUCCGCAUCACAGGACAACGACAUUUAUUUCCCGUCGUCAAAGUCGGACAGCUGCAGGACGGUGGACCUCCCGGCGAACUCCUCCGAGGUUUAUAACUACAAGACUCUGGCUUAUUCUGGGGGCACGCUGCCCAGAAACUUCAAGAAGGGUGGAGGCUCGCAGAAGUGGAAACCCCUAACGCUGCCCCCAGAACCACAAAGGAAGGUGGUGGACUUGGAGAAAAAUGAAGAGGAGGCCUUUGGUUUUGAGAUUCAGACUUAUGGCCUUCACCACCAAGAACCAAACUCCGUAGAGAUGUGCACGUUCGUGUGCCGGGUGCACGACGGCAGCCCGGCCCAGCUAGCAGGACUUAAAGUUGGGGACACCAUUGCAAGUGUGAACGAGACCGCCGUGGAGGGAUUUCUGCACAAGGACAUCGUUCAGCUCAUCAGGUCAUGCGGCAACACACUGAGGCUGGAGACGGUUUACAGUGACUCAAUCCGAAAAGCUGAGCUCGAGGCCCGGCUGCAGUAUUUAAAGCAAACGCUUCAUGAGAAGUGGGAUGAAUAUCGUUCGUUGAUGGUGCAGGAGCAGAGGCUUGUCCAUGGUAUCGUAAUGAGCGACGCUGCUCUGUACGAGUCCCUGGAGUCUGCAGGAAUCUACGGCAGCCUCGGAGCUCCCAGCCCCGCGGCGCAGAGAGCCCUCCACUGCAACGGCAGCACCAGCAGCAGCGCCAGCCUCCUCAGCACGGCCACCGAGGACGACCCGCUCUACCAGACCUGCCAGUACCACUCGGACAGCUACAUGGACUCGAGCAGCGCCGACAAACUCAAUGAGCAGCCGCCUUCCCAGAGGCAGCAGCGCAUCCGACCGACCAGCGAACUCCUCACCGUGACCAAGACUCACCUGACCCGCAGCGCCAGCACGCGCAGCUACGUGAGGGGAUCUUCGUCAUCCUCGUCGUCCGUGGGCUCGGCGGAGAAACAGGGAGGAUUCGGCUCGCUGCAGAGAAAACCCAAACAGAAGAGCUUCCGCAGGCGUCUCCUCAAGUUCAUCCCAGGUUUGAAUCGACCGCUGGAGGAAGAGGAGAGCAAACUGUGAGCAAAGGACAGAAAUAAAGACUAAAAACAACAAAGACUUUCAAACUAAAGUGCCAAAGAGAACAGCAAAUAGCCUCCAAAGAGGCUGUUUGCUGAAGCCUGACACCAAAGCAAAGUGGCUGCAUUGCUGGAAAGACCAGUGGACAUAACUUUUGCUUUGGUCUGUCUCAACUUCUAAGUUAUUUAUUUAUUUUUACAUGUUCUUCUCAUGCAGAAAGAAUGAUGUUUCUUUUUUUUUUUUU
This is a messenger RNA of Poecilia latipinna (sailfin molly), 1598 nucleotides long. RefSeq names its product trafficking regulator and scaffold protein tamalin (gene tamalin). The record is from RefSeq and is a predicted model, not a curated record. Gene Ontology annotation, molecular function: protein binding. The coding region runs from base 227 to 1357 and encodes 376 amino acids. NCBI's taxonomy places the organism in Eukaryota, Metazoa, Chordata, Actinopteri, Cyprinodontiformes, Poeciliidae. The transcript has 8 exons.